AAACGGAACUUUCGAUACACUGGUGAGCGAGAUUAUUGUUGUGUUGUAUCUCUUGAAGUUGCUUCGUCCCUGUCUCUCGUACACGAGGCCCUCUCUCUAGAGAGAGCGUGUUUUUAUGACCCUACGGAUUCCUGGCCAAGUGAAAUCUCAUCGUGUGCGACACGCGGUGUGCACAAGUGCUCGUAAGAUGUGACUUCUCGGUGUGCGACUGUGUGUGUGUGUGCGCCAUCCUUACGUCGUUUUGUCGAACGCUAAAAUCGUCUGACGCGCGAGUUCACGUUUCUAUCUUUCUCUCUCUCUCUCUCUCUUUCCGUGUUGUAACGUAUUUUCGUGUUGUAUUUCGCUAUACACCAGGAGUACGAGGCCGUACGGUACCCCUAUUGUCACCGCUGAUUGCGUAGUUCGCCGUCAAAUGACCUUAAGUUUCCUGGUGAGUGCAUCCUCACAUACAUGGAGUUUCAGCUGGAUAGUGCAGAAUACUGCCAGGCUCAACACAAAUAGAGAGACACGCCCAAACAUCCUAGAAUCAACUGGGUACCAUUAAAGAAAAAGAAAAAAAAACAUCAUAAUCAGGCAAAGGAAAAUUUGAUAUUAUUGGAAUUAUUGCCUCAAAGUCAAAAAAAAUUAAUCAUCAGCUGGUCAUCGUAUGAAACAUAGAAGAGUUAAAUAGAAUCAAUUGUUAAUUUACAUUAUUAAAUGCAAGAGUUGUAGUUACUGAGCGCACCUGAUUCAGGCGCACCCAGUGCCAAAUAGAUAAUCUUCCGAAUUGUAGUCGAGGAUCCCAAGUGGGAAUCAAUCGCAUAUCAACAACGCCUAAUGUAACGUAGCCCUCACCCUUUCAGUGAAAUUUGCACCUUAAUAACCUUUUUUGAGGUCUACAUGUAAACCCAUUGUUCUGUCCUCUGUAAAAAAAUAAAAAAGUAUUCAUAUAGUUAAAUGAAAAACAACUUUAUAAGACUGACAUCUAUGGGCUAAGUUGUCAAAUUCAGCCUUUAUCGCUUCGUAUAGUGUGGCACAUUGCAGAAAUAAAGAGAAACAGCGUUGUACAAAAUCAUUAAAAGAAAAAUUAGAACAAAUACACAGAAGUAGGAGUUAUUUAUUGCUUGUUGUCCAAGAGGAAAUGAGCAACAUGAGGGUGAAGGAUAUCAGGCCAGAGCCCGCCGAGAUUGAAUACAAAAACAUGAAGUUCCUCAUAACUGAUCGGCCCAACGAUCAGACCAUUCAUACUUUUAUUCAAGAACUAAAAAAGCACAAUGUGAAAGAAGUAGUGAGGGUGUGCGAACCAACGUACAAAGUCGAGGAACUUAAAGCAGAAGGGAUCAAUGUUAUAGACUUGGUAUUUGACGAUGGCACAUUCCCACCCAAUGAAGUCAUCGAUGAGUGGUUUGAACUGUUAAAGAAUCGAUUCCGCGAGUCUCCUGAUGCAUGCGUGGCAGUACAUUGCGUUGCAGGACUUGGUAGAGCACCGGUUUUAGUUGCACUUGCUCUUAUUGAGCUUGGAUUAAAGUAUGAAGAUGCAGUCACGUUGAUCAGGGAUAAAAGACGAGGCGCUAUCAAUUCGAAGCAGCUGGCCUAUCUUGAAAAAUAUCGUCCCAAAUCUCGGUUGAAGCUCAAAAAUGGACAAAAGAACUCCUGCUGUGUCCAAUAGAUCAAACGAUUUUUUUUUCUUUUUUUUUUUCUGUGAAAAGUUACUAAUUCAUACUGAUUGGUAUACCUAAUUGUAUAGGUUUUCGCGCCUGGUAACAAGAGACAUAAUUGUAUCGACUCUGUUCUGAAAGGCCUAUCAAUGGAAAUGCAACCGAACUACUUAAAAUAUGUUACAAGCAUACUCUUUCAUCAUCUAAUUCUCUAAAGCAAGAAAUUUAAAAGUGAAUUGCUUGUAAUUGUUUGCAUUCUGAUUUUAUGAAAUUUUUGUACUACACUUUUUAUUAAAUCAACUUUACUCGUUAUAGAACAAGUGAAACCUUGUGCGCGUGAUCAGAACAGUAAUGAAUUUGAAAUGUUCCUGAUCAUAAAUUGUACAAUAAAAGAAAUUGGAUCAACUUAUGCGUUAUACAGUAAUACUUAGUGCCUCGUUUAAAGAUAAUUGUGCAUAGGUAUUCUAGAAGGCUGCAUUUAUUUGGUCCAAGAAAAUAAAACAUGCAAUACUUAAUUAAUUAAUUAAUUUGUAAACAUUAGCCAAUACGUUAUUUAUGUUAAAUAUUUAAAAAAUGGUUGGAACAAGAACUUUAAAACUAGCAUGAAUUUUUAGCAAAAAAAGACGGUUCUUUCAGUACUGCGAUUGUACACAACCGUCACCAAACGUAGUUUAGAGAAAUUAGUGCAAUAAAAGGUUAUGUUUUACAGAAUGUUUGAUUGCAAAAAAUGCAUAAAUACUUUGCCAACACUUUUUUUUAGUGAUCUAUUGCGUUUGCAUUUAGAUCGCUAUGAUCGAAUCUUUCUUUACCGCAUUCGUUGCAAAACAUGUAUCCUUAACAGCGUGUGGUUCAGACAUUAUACCAUUUUCAUUCAAGAUAUAAUAUCUCGAUUAAAUUCAAUUCGUAAGUAUAGACAAUUUUGCUGUAAUCAAUUGACUGUGCAUAUUAUGUUAAAAGUAUAAUUUGAAGCAGUGAUGGAUACUUAUGGUGAUGAAUCUUUCAAUUUGAAAAUUUGAAAUUUCCAGAUUACAGCGUUUCUAAAUUUAAAACCUUGAUAUUUCUAUAUUUUUAAAUUCCCAAACUCUCAGUUUCCCAGAUUUAUUAUUUUCUACUUAAAAAAUUAGAAUUUUUGGUAGGGAAGCGCCACUACUCUGCCGGAAGUUUCUAUAAAAAUGUAAACUCUUUCAACUAUCAACAUUACUGCUUUUAAGUGCAGCUUGUAUUUUACAUAAUUAAUACAAAUCAACUUUGAACUGCAAUGUACAUAUAUUUUACUCAUUGCCAUACCUGUAAAGGAACUAUUAAAUUUCUAUAAAAUAAAUCACUGAUACAGUGAUUUAUAGAUAGUCGAAAUCUUCUAGUAUCAAUUCGUAAAUUAUUAACACGGACGAGAGAGAACAUUGCGUUGCAUUUCCAGUGGCAUGCCGAACUGAUAGGUAUUCUUAACUUUCACUGGACUUGAAAUCUGCGUUAACUUGAAACUAACGAAAUAUUGCGAAACGAAGUGAAAUGAAUCACUCCAGAGUUAUAUAUCACUUUUAUCGUAGCUUAACGGCAAUUUCACCAAAAUGAUUUUAAAGAAAAAACAUCCACUUUUAUUCGAAAAAAAUUUUAAAAGCUGCAUACGCGUUUUGUGUGAAGCAUGUAUUGUAAUCGUAUUUUGGUAAAAUUGUCGAUGACGCUGUACGCCACACUAAACUGUGUUCAAAAAAUAGAAAAAAAAAAUUCGCUCCUAAAAUAAUGAACGUAAUAUUUAGAUCAUUUCACGCGUCUGUCGAUACGUGAAUGUACCGUUUCUAUACAUGUAUUUAUAAUAUGUGAAUCGUUUUACUAUUUUCGUACUUGGCAGGGAUUAUGUACAAGAAUGAUGUGAAUUGUCGUUAGCUGUUUGUAUCUUAGUUUUCUUUUCAUGAUUAGCACGUAAGGUUUUUCUACGAAACUGACUACCGAAUUUAAUUGCACGAUUGUUGCGUCACCAGUGAUAAGGUUUGCCCUUUUUGUGCAUAAUUUUCUUUCAUUCAUUAGGUACUCCGCAAAACAAAGUACAUUCACCGUGAUCACAGACUGGAAAUGAUAUUUGAACCUGGUACAGCUCCUUUUUUGUAAUGUUAAAAAAAAAACUGCAAUAUUUUUUACCAGAGGAUGGGACGAGGGACAUUCUUAUAAGAAAAAAAUACUUAUCAAGCCUUAGAUCCGAAAUUGAAUGAAUAAUUUUUACUCGUUCAAUUUAUUAUUAUUAAUAUUAUUAUUUAGUUUACUAUUACACAAUUUGUCAUGAUCGCUAACAUUUGUUUUUGUUUCUCAAUGAUAGCCCUUUUAAAGUAAGAUAAUGAUACUUUAAUUAGGUAUACCUAGGACUCAUUGAAAAGAGAAAAAAAAAUAGUUACCAACGAAUUUUGAAACAUGUGAAAUUUCAUUUUGCACGUCGAUUCACUUCUUCAAGGCAAGAUGUACUUCAAUAU
Molecule: messenger RNA, 4099 nt
Organism: Megachile rotundata (alfalfa leafcutting bee)
Lineage: Eukaryota; Metazoa; Arthropoda; Insecta; Hymenoptera; Megachilidae
Product: PRL-1 phosphatase
Biological process (GO): protein dephosphorylation
Source: RefSeq, a predicted model, not a curated record